Cuscuta europaea is the source of this 957-nucleotide messenger RNA. The record is from the annotation of a GenBank genome assembly. Lineage: Eukaryota; Viridiplantae; Streptophyta; Magnoliopsida; Solanales; Convolvulaceae.
UGCCUUGUCGCCGUGCAUGGCCGCCACGUUUCCGUUAAUAUGGCCGGCACCACGUGUCUUAUAUAUCUCAAAACUGAAUGAUCUUUAUAUUCUCAUCUGAUCCACUACUUCAAGAAUCAACCGUUCCAUUUUUCAACCACGCACUGUUUUCACUUCAAAUCGUCAUUUAUUUUUGGGUUUUGUUGACCUUUAUCCACUUCAAAAGUCUAAUUUAUUGAAUUUACGUACACUAUGCGAUCGGACUUGGAUCCAAGGGAAUCUCUUUCUCCGACGGAGGAAUCUCCUCCGCUGCCGCCGCCGCCGCCGCCGCGAGAAACAACCAUCAAAGAUAUUGUGCGAUGGAAGAGGAGACGUUUUAACAUCGCAGCUAUUCUUAUAUCAACAGCCGCAUGGGUUGCUCUAGAAAUAUAUGGGCUUAACUUCGUUACAGUGUUGUCUUGGGCAGCCAUGCUUGGGGUUACUUGUUUGUUCAUUUGGGGCAACAUUGAUGGGCUUCUAAGGAAAGAAUCAUCAAGAGACAUGCCUUGGUUGCACAUUAGCAGAGAAUCAGCGGUGGCGACGGCCAACUUAUUCCACCACCGGGUCGAACAAUGUGUUAAUUCUGUGUUACGUUUUGGUGCGGAGAGCUCGUGGCACGUCGUUACCGGAGCUUUGGCUUCUUUGGCUUUGCUCUCACGAAUUGCCACUCACCUCCAUUUUGUUUCUUUUCUCUACCUAGGUGUGUUGGGUGGUCUUACAGUACCAAUAACGUACAUCAAGUAUGAACACAAGAUUAAGGAGUCCGAGGAACGAGUUAGGGUGCACUACCGAAGGUGUUACAGCAUGGUUUGGCAAAAGGCCAACGAUCUAAAGAAUUUGAUUUCAAGUAGGGCAGAGUAUUGGCAAAAGAAGGUGUUUCAACAUAAGAAAGUAGAAUAAUAGUGAGUGGAGUAAUAUUCUCUUCUUAGUUUGCACUUG